AUGGCCGACGAUCAUCUGGACACAGAGAUCGCCGGCUACAGGGCCGGACGAGUGCUGCGGGUUCUUGGCCGCCCUUUGAGGGUGACUGAGCCUUGUGUUGGACUGGGAGGGCUACGACGGUUGUGUGAGCUGUCAGGAAGCCAGUACCUGUCCACACAGGGCUUUGACACGGAAGCUUCCUUGCUUCCCUACUACAAUAACUUGCAGAGGUUUUGUGGUGCUAGCGGUGUCCAAGCCUUGAGAUUGGGCACUGACGGCGAUGUGGAGAAAGUUAAUCCGGAGAGCUUGUUGCCCGUGGAAGCCAUUGUGGCUGGCCCCCCGUGCCAGCCAUGGGCAGGAACCGGACAGCAGCAGGGCACAGCUGAUGCAAGAGCUUCGGUCAUGGAUGUCUGCAUCGGCUGGAUCAUAGCUCAGGCUUGGCAGGGUCAGCUGCUAGCCUUCGCUGUGGAAAACAGCCCCCGGCUGCGUGGAACUCCAUAUCUGCGGGAGCUGCUGCAGCGACUGCGGGCGUGCAUCCCCAUGUUUGCUGUCUCCGUGGAAGUGCAUGACCUGUGUCAGCUUUGCCCGCAGCACCGGGAGCGUUUGUGGAUCCGGGGCUUGAGGAGGGAUUGCCUCCGAGGCUUGCCUGGCCUGCCGCCGCCUUUGAGCAUGAAAGACCUCGGUGGCAAGGUGAAGGUGCCUUUGGAGACCGUGUUGGUCGAAAAACAUGGUCAUGGAAAGGUGCUUAAACCGACGGACCCAGGAUCACUCUGCCCAAACAUGCAGUGCAACUUGGCGGCCUAUUUGACUCGUGUGCAGGGAGACAUAGAAAAUGGGAAAGCAGGCGAGAUAGCCGUGAUCGAGCUGGACCGCAAUCCUUUGAAGGAUUUCGGCGGCGGUAUAGUCUACGACGGCACCCCGCCUCUGCGAACAAAAGGGCCGAAGCUGUGGCUGCUUCGGACACAAGAUGUCAAGGAGAAGCGCCCUUGGCAAGAGCACAGCUUGCAUAGGUACAUGCUACAGGAGGAAAAAGCUAUGCUCCAGGGGCACGACCCCCGAACCCCGUGGCUCUUCAGCAGCCAGACCCAAGCAGAGAAAGCAAUCGGUAAUGCUUACCACCCUUUGCAUUUGGGCAUCAUGCUGUGCCCUUUGCUGGAGAUUGCUUUCCUGCAGGGCAAGUUGAAGUCCGAGCCGCAGACCAUUACUCAGGAAGAGUUGUGGCAGCUAACCCCUCCCCCAGAGGCAGCUCUGGCAGCUCAGCUGUCAGAAGGCGAUGAAAUGGACGAGGAUGAACAAGCCGCAGUUCACCCGGAGCCAACGAUGCCACUGCCCAUAAAGGUGAAGGUUGAGCCUGGGUGCAAGACUUGGGCAGUUCACCCGGAGCCAACGAUGCCACUGCCCAUAAAGGUGAAGGUUGAGCCUGAGUGCAAGACUUGGGCAGUUCACCCGGAGCCAACGAUGCCACUGCCCAUAAAGGUGGAGACUUGGGCUUCCGGCAGACUCAAAAUGGAAAGGUCCAAGCGGGACUCUGUGGUGAAUUUGGCUUCACCGCAGAGGCGGGUCCGGAGAAAGAGAGGCGACUGCUAG
Molecule: messenger RNA, 1566 nt
Organism: Symbiodinium sp. CCMP2592
Lineage: Eukaryota; Dinophyceae; Suessiales; Symbiodiniaceae
Source: the annotation of a GenBank genome assembly